AGGGGGUGGAGGAGACUCGCUGGAAGUGGUGCGCGGCUCGCGUUUUGACCGCAUCGACCGACACUUUAGUAUAGGCGCGAGACGCCUCGAGCAGGCCGGAGCCACGCCGACCUUCGCCGCUCGCUUACGCUCGUCGUUCGCUGCUCCCAAGCCGCGCCCCCUGCCCCAUGAGCUCGCUCGCCGCGGCGCGACCAUCGACCCAGCACGCGGCGUGCCGGCGCCGGCCCUGAGCCCCGCGCGGGACCACGCGACUCGACCCCUCACCUCGCGCCAGGCACCAUGUAUCCUAACGAGCAACAAUCGUUGUUAGUGAAAUGACAAUAAUUCCAAUAAAGCCCGGUCGGGAGCUCUCAUGAGACAGUCUUGCCAUCGUCUUCUGGAGCACCAACAGACGGGGGGAGAGGAGCCCCCUAUCUACUCACCCAUCGAUCAAAUUUCAGUGGUACCUGAUCAUGCAAGCCGGGAGGCCGGCGGCAAGCUGACCCGAUAUGCGACGCAGGAGGAGGACGAAGCGACUCUCAGGGAACUCCUACUUAGGUUUGGCUUCAGCCUGCAGCGCCAGGUGAGCGUCAUGAGCAUGAACCUGACGGCCAAGCUGGACGACCUGCAGCGAGGCGACCGCCAGCUGGAGACCACCGUGGCCCUGUGCGAGAUCCGCACCCAGCUACAGGAGCUCACCAAGAGCGUCGAGUCAUGCCAGAGCGAGGUUUCUGAGGUGAAGCGGGACAUGGUUGCCAUCAAGCAGGAGUUGGACACGGUGCAGCAGGUCAAGGAGGAGAUCGAAGAACUGAGGGAGUACGUGGACCGACUGGAGGAACACUCGCAGCGACGGAAACUGAGGCUUCUUGAACAGGGUCUAACUUUCUUCCUGUCCUACGCUAUCUUGGCUGCCGUGCUGGGCAUGUUGCAAUUCGGGUACAACACUGGUGUCAUAAACGCUCCCGGCCGGAACAUCGAGAAUUUCAUGAAGGACGUGUACAAGGAUCGCUACGGCAAGGACAUCCAGGAAGACUCUGUGAACAAGCUCUACUCCAUCGCCGUCAGCAUCUUCGCCAUCGGAGGAAUGCUGGGCGGGUUCUCGGGCGGAAUGAUCGCUAAUCGAUUCGGAAGGAAGGGUGGCCUGCUCCUCAACAACAUCCUGGGCAUCAGUGGCGCGAGUCUCAUGGGCUUCACCAAGAUAUCGCACUGUUACGAAAUGCUGUUUUUCGGUCGCUUCAUCAUCGGCGUCAACUGCGGUCUGAACACUUCGCUAGUGCCAAUGUACAUAUCCGAGAUUGCGCCGCUGAACCUGCGCGGCGGACUGGGCACGGUCAACCAGCUGGCGGUCACGGUGGGGUUGCUCCUCUCGCAAGUCUUGGGCAUCGAGCAAAUCCUCGGCACUGAUGAGGGCUGGCCGAUAUUACUAGGAUUGGCGAUAUGUCCUGCUAUUCUUCAACUGUUGCUGCUGCCAGCCUGUCCGGAGUCACCUCGGUAUCUGCUCAUCACGCGCCAAUGGGAAGAGGAAGCUCGGAGGGCAUUGCGCAGAUUACGGGCCAGCAAUCAGGUGGAGGAGGAUAUCGAGGAGAUGCGAGCGGAGGAGCGGGCGCAGCAGGCCGAGGCCUCCAUCUCCAUGCGAGAGCUGCUGUGCUCCCCCACCCUGCGAGCCCCCCUCCUCAUCGGCGUCGUCAUGCAACUGUCCCAGCAACUCAGCGGCAUCAAUGCUGUGUUCUAUUACUCUACGUCUCUCUUCACAUCUUCUGGUCUGACGGACGAGUCUGCCAAGUUCGCGACCAUGGGUAUCGGAGCCAUCAUGGUCGGCAUGACCCUGGUGUCUCUGCCCCUCAUGGACCGCACCGGCCGCAGGACCCUGCAUCUGUACGGGCUCGGGGGAAUGUUCAUAUUCUCCAUCUUCAUUACAAUCUCGUUUCUCAUAAAGGAGUUUUUCGGCUAUGUGCAGGAAAUGAUAGACUGGAUGAGUUACCUGUCGGUGGUGUCAACGCUCAGCUUCGUGGUGUUCUUUGCGGUGGGCCCGGGCUCCAUACCCUGGCUGAUAACGGCGGAACUGUUCUCUCAGGGCCCACGACCGAGCGCGAUGGCCAUCGCUGUCUUAGUUAAUUGGAUGGCCAAUUUCGUAGUCGGAAUUGGGUUCCCUAGCAUGAAGGCACUACUAGAAAACUAUACAUUCCUGCCUUUUAGUGUAUUCCUUGCAAUUUUUUGGAUAUUUACUUACAAAAAAGUUCCUGAGACGAAAAACAAGACCUUCGAGGAGAUACUGGCGCUGUUCCGUAACAACAAUGGGAGCAAUUUCGACAGGGACAGUUUCCGCGACAGCCGGCUCUACGGCAGCAUGUUGAACUGUGUGAACGCGCUCGAGCAGCAGCUGCCUCCACCGCCGCCGGCGCCGGCAGACGAGAAACACGACUCACGUGAGCAUCAUCACACCACUUGGCUAUCAGAAACCUCCCUGGAAGCACCGCCUCUCACAGUGUCGGAGAAGUCAUCAGCGGGCGGCGACGGAGGGCGGGCUCCGCCGCCGCUGCCGCCGCCCCGGUUCCCGACGGCCAACAACGUUUGACACUGGGAGACUGCCGCGCGGCCCGCGCCUCUCAUGGCGCCCAUAAAGGCGGCCGCCAACUUCCUACUCCACGGGUUCAGGCGCCAUCACCCCCGCCCGACCAUCGCUACGACUCAACAAAUGUUCUAAAUCAAUGUGAUUAGGUUAACUAACGAAAACUUAGCUAUUAAGGCACAACGUAAAGAUAAAAUAGCUCAUUAGUCAUUGACAUAAUUUAAAAACGCAUAGGUAUCUUGUAAAGUGCCAUUUGAUUCUUGUACCCAUUUUAAUUAGGUCUUCGUAAGUUUUAUUUGUAUUUUAAUGAUUGUGGAAAUUGGAUAUUGUCGGUUCCAUCUGGCGUCGUCAGGCAGUCUAGCAUUUCAGGUCGCAUGGAUACAAAUUGUUGUGUCAACUCAAAAACAAUUUUAUGGAAUUUAAUGCCCUGAAAUAGUAAAACUUUGCAUAACAUUUUUUUAAUACUACAUUAUUUUUAUUGCAAUUAUUUAAGAUCAAUCCUGUGAUUGUGCUUCAAAGGUUGUUGAUUUUUUCGAACAUGUACUUUUGCUUGUAGUUUGUCACAUGAAGCAACGUUGUGGUAAUUAAGCUUAUAGGGUACUUAUAAUUUUGUUAAUUCGGCAAUAAAUACUUACUGGAUACCUCGUAAAGAGUAAAGCUGUGAAGUUAGAUUAGUUUUUUGGUAUGAAAUAGUCAAACAAUAAUAACAAAUCAUAGCGUAUAAUAAAACGGAAUGUCGAUCUGCGAUAAUAAUGAUGACUGUGAAACGAGGUUUACAUUGUGAUACCUAGGCAUAACCAAACGUUUUACAAUCUAACCUAUACCUUGGUAUUUGUCCAGUCUUGUCUAAGAAACUAUUGCAAGUUAAAGCUUGAUGACUCCGAAUGCGCGGGCUAUAAUCGAUAAUAUAUUCUAAAUACAUAUUACGGAACGUUAUGGUUGGUGGAAAAUUUCCGCGUAACUGAGGAUGGGGUAUUUGACUGCAUCAGCAUAUUAUAUGCUUCAAUAUACAUGUUUAAAAUUUUAGGUUAUAUUGUAUAAUCAUUCCUUGAAUGAUAACCGCUGUUAAAAUAGUUACAAUUAUAUUAAAUAAAAAAUAUUAUAUAUUACGAAGUGACAAUAUUUAUGAGCAGUUAAAUGACCUAUCGGAAAGAGUUCUGAACAGUAGUCGUAGGCAGGUUAUGGUUGGCGCAUUAGGAGGCUGCAAGCGCAGAAACAAACCCAGUUGAUUCACAUUCACUCGCAUUGCUUACGCGAUGGUCGUCGCAUUUCGUCAAUGUACAUUUUGAUUUAUUGAGUAAGCGAAGUUGCUAGCUGACGCUAAUGUUAAUAUAAAAUGAGUAGGUACGAUGGCAGAACACUUGUGCUAGCAACUAAUACUGAUACGGAUAUUGAGCAUAAGACGUCACUAUAGAUAUGUAUAAAACAAAAUAUUUACAAAAUGUUACGUUGUUAGUUAAAUUGUUGAUUUUGUUAUAAGUUAAUAUUUACUUUACUGUAGCAAAUUUUUAUAAAUUAUUUUUAAAGUUUAGUAAUGAUAUUUGUUGUUUAUACAGUACAUUAUAUGAUGAUAUAAUUUUAUAAUAAUCCAGGAUAAUAAAUUUAAAUAUUUGCGAUACUGGGAAUUGAACUACCCCUAUUCUUGUAAUUUAGCCAACCUAUUUAGUAUGUUUAAUAACAAUUACAACAAUUACAUAGGUACCUAUAUAUUCAACUGUUCUCCACAAAUCUAUACGAAAAUGCUUAGUUAUUAUAUUAAAGACGUUUAAUUUUUGUUACUGCAAGAAAAUCUGCAUUAUUAGUGAAGAAUUAUUUUGUAGUGUUAAGAGAUAAAUAAAAUAAACAUAUUAUUAUCUUUUUAAUUGAAAAAAAAACAUAGAUUAUGGUAAGUUAUACAAUUUUGUGAAGACUUUUGAAUGUAAAGCUUUUAAAACUUAUACGCCCCUAGGAAAGUCGAUGAAAAAAAAUUCAUUAUUAAUUAAGGUUCCCGUAGAUACCACAGGGUUGGUGUAGACAGCGGCGGCGCCCUAGCGGCGACUUGAGGCCCCGCGGCGCCGGGCUGCGCGGCCUCGAGGGCCCCGCGCGUCCCCGCCCCGCCCCCGCGCGCGCGUCCGGGACGCCCGCGCGAGGGGCACCCUCCCCUCCCACCCUCCCUGUCCCCAUCCCCUAGACCCUAACGCCACAAAGGGAGACCCUACUGACACAAGAUGCAGUAGCGCCCCGAAUAUCCGACUGCCCUCGCUAGUAAUGAAACACUAGGCUGCAACGAGGGCGUCUGAUAUUCUAAUUGAGUAUAUUUUUGUUAAUUUUUGCUCAAAUCGUUGUAUACUCAAAUGUAUAUUGAUGUUUUCUAAAGUCAGUUGUGCUCAAAUUUUAACGCGUUGACAGUAACAAUAUAACGUAGAUGUUAGUGUGUGUUUGUCUCUGGUGGUUAUAGCGGGGAAGACGGGCGGUGUCGCUGUAGGGGAUCUAGGUAUGCUAUCCCUUAUCUCUAGUAAACCCUAAAAUCUCUUCAAGCACUAACUCCACAGUUUAAGCAACAUAUUGUAUCUGAAUAAUAUGUUUAUGUAUUUCAAACACUGAGAUUUGAGCUCCGAUCUUGUACAAAACGAACUUGUAAAAUUUUAUUGGGACUACUUGUUAUAAAAACAUAAAAAAUA
Molecule: messenger RNA, 5208 nt
Organism: Plutella xylostella (diamondback moth)
Lineage: Eukaryota; Metazoa; Arthropoda; Insecta; Lepidoptera; Plutellidae
Product: Glucose transporter 1
Biological process (GO): monosaccharide transmembrane transport
Cellular component (GO): membrane
Molecular function (GO): hexose transmembrane transporter activity
Source: RefSeq, a predicted model, not a curated record